This is a messenger RNA of Solanum verrucosum, 2411 nucleotides long. Its product is annotated as pistil-specific extensin-like protein. The transcript has 3 exons. The record is from RefSeq and is a predicted model, not a curated record. The coding region runs from base 1 to 2340 and encodes 779 amino acids. NCBI's taxonomy places the organism in Eukaryota, Viridiplantae, Streptophyta, Magnoliopsida, Solanales, Solanaceae.
AUGGGUGUUAUGUCAAUGAAGGUCGUAGCUUUACUUUCAGUUUUAAAAGUUAGCUCAUUAUUAGAGGUAACUCAUGGAGAUCAACUCACUCAAUAUUCAUCUGAUCCAACUUUUCAUCAAAGUUUCAAGUUUCGCUUUCCGAAACCUGAAUCUAAACCUAAGCCGCCACCUCGUUCUCCUAGUCUGCCUCCCAAGAGGCAACCACCACCUCCAAUUAAGUCACCACCACCACUAUCGCCUAUUAAGUCGCCACCACCUCCAGUUAAGUCUCCACCACCAAUAGUUAAGUCACCACCACCUUUAGUUAAGGCUCCACCACCAUCAUCGCCUAUUAAGUCACCACCACCUCCAGUUAAGUCUCAACCACCAAUAGUUAAGUCACCACCACCUCCAGUUAAGUCUCAACCACCAACAGUUAAGUCACCACCACCUCCAGUUAAGGCUCCACCAUCACCAUCGCCUGUUAAGUUACCACCACCUCUUGCUAAGUCUCCUCCACCACCAUCAUCUGUCAAGUCUCCACCACCGCUAGUUAAGUCACCGCCACCUCCAAUUAAGGCUCCACCACCGCCAUCGCCCCUUAAGUCGCCACCACCUCCCGCUAAAUCUCCACCACCACUAAUUAAGUCACCACCUCCCACUGAGUCUCCACCACCACCUCCCGCUAAGUAUCCACCACCACCAUCUCCCGUUAAGUCUCCACAACCGGUUAAGUCGCCACCACCGCCAAUUAACUCUCCUCCACCACCAUCGCCUGUUAAGUCUCCACCACCUCCAGUUAUGUCUCCAUCACCACCACCAGAUGCUCAACAACCAUCUCCUCCGCCGUAUUAUGGGGAGCCACCUCCGCCGCAUGCUGAGCAACCAGCUCUUCCGCCGGAUGUUGAGGAACCAACUCCUCCUCCACAAGAUGCUGAGGCACCGGCACUACCACCAGAUCCAUUUCAUACGACAGCAACUCCAUCACCAGAUAUGCUGACCAACGAAUUUAAAUAUUGGGAAAAUAAAUUGGAUAUGGUUGUUGUAUCAGGGAAGUCCCUACUAAUACAACUACUUUUAGUUGUACUAUUUGCCUCAUUGUCAAAGCUCAGCCAUGGAAAAGGCAGUGAUCCAGUCCUCUCAACCAGUGGUCGUCCAUUUUUUGACAUAGAAAUCCCUGAAUUAGUACCUGGUAUUCCUAAUGAGUUUUUUCUUAAUAUGCCUUUCAUCAGCGCAAGUCCGUCACCACCACCACCACCACCGUCACUGCCACCACCUCCACCAUCACCACCUCCGCCAUCAUCACCACCACCACCUCGACAGUCACCACCUCCACCUAAACAGUCACCACCACCGCCGUCAACAGACUCAUUUUUUAUUCCUCCUUUUGUCAUCCCCCCUAUUGAUAUUCCUCCUCUAAUUCCUCCUCUAUUACCCGUCAUCCCAUCUAUUAUUAACCCAACGCCAUCGUCACAAUUAUCACCACCACUUCUUAAGUCACCCCCUUCACCUUCCCAAUGUAAGCCAUCACCACCUGAUAAAAUUCUAAAGCUAACACCACCUCCACCAGCAAAGCAACCACCAGUUAAGGCACCACCACCAGCAAAACAACCACCACCACCACCUACUCAGGCACCAUCUCCAUCACCAGCAAGACAACCAACUCCACCACCAGUUAAGGCACCAUCUCCAUCACCAGCAAGACAGCCAACUCCACCACCGCCACCACCUUCUAAGAAAUCGCCUCCACCGGCUCCUCCUCCAUCAAUAGCUAAUCCACCGGUUAUGGCACCAUCUCCAUCACCAGCUCCUCAUCCACCUGUAAUAAUAGCCCCAUUUCCAUCGUCACCAGAUGCGAAACCACCCGUUAUUCCACGUCGACCAGUUAAGCCGAUUCUACCUCCAUCUCUUCCCGCCGUCAAAACUCUAACGGUGAAUGGGGUUGUUUACUGUAAACCCUGCAACAGCUAUGGAGCUCCCAAUCUCCUCAACGCUACCCCACUCCAAGGAGCUUCUGCGAGACUAGUUUGCUACAACGGGAAGAAUGCAAUUGUCCAAUCAGCCAUAACAGACAAGAAUGGUGAGUUUCGGCUCACGCCCAAAUCAUUAAUCGGAGCAGAUAUCGGCAAGUGCAAGGUAUAUUUAGUGAAAUCACCAAAUCCCACCUGUAAUGUCCCAACAAACUUCAAUGGCGGAAAAACAGGUGCUCUAUUGCAACAUGUCGUACCCCCUAAGCCACCGAUUGUUACCCCUGCAGUGAUUGUCCCCGUACAACCACCCAUGUCUGAUUUAUAUGGAGUUGGACCUUUUAUUUUUGAAGCAUCAAGCAAAGUACCAUGCGCUAUGCAUAGAAAAUUAUAAGAGCAUUGUUCAGUCAUGGAAAACAAAGGCAGGUAGCAUUAUUGAACAAGUAAAAAUACACUAAUUCCUCU